GGAAAUAUAUUGAAUUUUCCACGGGACACCCUUUAUGGGGUAUUCGCAGAGCAGCUGAGUUGAGAAGAAAAGAAAUUAUUGCCAACUUUUGCGUGAGAUUUGUUUUUUUCCGUGAAAAAUUAAUGAAAAUCUUGAGCCAAAUUCCCAAAUGUCUCUUGAGACAAUUCUCAAUGUAACUCUCCUGUCGGAAUAUCUCGAAUCAUCCGUCAACUUUACGCGAGGACUCUACAAAAUCCUCCUCACGUACGAGCUGCCCCUGACAGCGGAGUUGAUUUCCUUCUCGGACAUCCAAUUGGUUCUCCUGAAGUCCUUCCUCACCUUGUUCCUCAUUAUCACGAGCCUGGUUGUCUUCUACUGGCUCAAGUACGGUAGUGUGAUCUCGGAGAGAUUCAUCAAACCAAGUACUGUGAAGGAGAUUGAGGAGUUGAAGCUAUCUGUGGCACGUCUGAAAUUGCCCAAGGAACACACACCGAGACUCUAAAGAAGAGAUGCCCAAGAAGUUGGCACAGUUCUUUGCG
Lutzomyia longipalpis is the source of this 518-nucleotide messenger RNA. RefSeq lists its product as uncharacterized. The coding region runs from base 149 to 481 and encodes 110 amino acids. The record is from RefSeq and is a predicted model, not a curated record. Lineage: Eukaryota; Metazoa; Arthropoda; Insecta; Diptera; Psychodidae. The transcript is spliced from 2 exons.